Molecule: messenger RNA, 1242 nt
Organism: Parnassius apollo (apollo)
Lineage: Eukaryota; Metazoa; Arthropoda; Insecta; Lepidoptera; Papilionidae
Source: the annotation of a GenBank genome assembly
AUGCUUCAACAUCUUAUCACUUGUCUAAAAACUCCAAAAUCAUUAAAGGAUUCUAUGAAAACUAUAAAAGAUAGCUCGUCCAAAACAGAAAAACCCGAACUGCCGAUAAAUAAUUCUCUUCCAAGUGCCUCAUCGUCUGCUAACAGUACGAUGAAUACUGAGUUUCAAGAGAGCAAUGAUCAUGAUGACAUAAAAAUAAAAUUAGCGAGAGCUAUAUUUGUAACAGGGACGCCAUUAUCGAUGGUGCAACAUCCUUUAUGGAUACAAUUUUUCGAAAAAUUGCAACUAAAUUUUAAAAUACCUUCAAGUAAAACUGUAGCGACAAAAUAUUUAGAUAAAAUAUAUAGAGAGAUGCGUCUAGAGUUAAAUGAGGAACUAAACUCUUGCACUUACUUACACCUUCAGUGCGAUGGCUGGUCUAAUAUAAGAAAUGAAGGAAUAAUAAACUUUCUUAUAUCAAAACCUCGACCUGCAUAUAUAAAAAGUUUAUAUACAGAAAGUAAUCGUCACACUAGUGAAUAUCUUUGCCAAGAAAUUGAAAAAGUAAUGCAAGCGUAUGGAGAAAAUAAGUUUCUUGUACUUAUUGGCGACAACGCCAGAAACAUACAAAAGGCAUUUCAAUUAAUAAAACUCAAAUAUCCACAUGUUGUUCCUCUCGGUUGCUGUGCACAUGUCCUUAACUUGUUAUGCCAAGAUAUCAUAAAGGUACAAGAGAUUACUUUAUUUAUAAUGCAAGUCAUAACUAUAAUAAAAUAUUUUAAAAAGAGCCAACGACUGACUUCACUUUUGAGAAAAUUCAGUCAGGGCCAAGAUUCUACACAAACACUAAAAUUGCCUUGUGUUACUAGAUGGGGAAGUCAUAUUACUUCAUUAAAAAGUUUAAAAGCAAAUAGGUCAGCUUUGCAAAUAUUGGCAGUUCGAGAAGACGUGGAAAUUGCAAGAGAUAUUAAAGAUUUAAUUCUAAGUGAUGAUUUUUGGACGAAGACAGGUGAAUGUAUAAGUAUUUUGGAACCAGUCACUGAAAGUAUAUUUUACUUAGAGAGCGACCAGAAUCGUAUAUAUCGCACAUACAUUACAUUUAAAGAUAUACAAGCUAAGAUACGUUUCACUUUAACUGAUAUUUCAACAUUGAGCGAAGAAAGCAAACAGCAAAUUCUAACAUCAGUCUCUUCAAGAUGCAAUAUGGCAAUUAGACCAAUACAUUUGGCAGCAUAUAUGCUAGACCCUACAACUCAGGGAUAG